Messenger RNA from Aethina tumida (small hive beetle), 1364 nucleotides. RefSeq names its product ribosome biogenesis protein WDR12 homolog. Gene Ontology annotation, cellular component: preribosome, large subunit precursor. Gene Ontology annotation, molecular function: protein binding. The transcript has 3 exons. The record is from RefSeq and is a predicted model, not a curated record. Gene Ontology annotation, biological process: ribosome biogenesis. Bases 103 to 1359 code for a protein of 418 amino acids. NCBI's taxonomy places the organism in Eukaryota, Metazoa, Arthropoda, Insecta, Coleoptera, Nitidulidae.
UGGCAACGCCGCCGGCGUACAGCCAUAACCUCAAAAACAUGCAAGCAUUAGAGCUUGAAAAACGAGGUGGAUAGUUGCUGUAAACAAACAAUAACAUUCAAGAUGCAAAACUCAAGCGGUGAACAGUUACAAAUUCGCCUCAUCACCAAGCAACAACAUUUUGCAGUCCCUGAUGUUCCACUAUCUGUUCCUGCGACUGUCGACACGACAGCCCUAAACGAUUUGGUCAACCAGUUGAUCAAAGAAACAAAUUCAGAUUAUUUGAAGCCCAAAGAAUUUGACUUUCUUGUUUUUAAUGAACUAUUACGGGUACCAUUAGUGGAACACUUACAGGAGAGGAAUGUUUCAUCUGAAACCACUGUUGACAUUGAAUAUGUGGAAAGAACGCCCGCCCCAGAACCUCAGGACUCCAUUUUACACGACGAUUGGGUUUCCUCAGUCAAAACCUUAGACAAAUGGAUAUUAACAGGUUGUUAUGACUCUUCAGUAAACAUAUGGACGACACAUGGAAAAAUUGUGGCAAGCAACAAAGAACACAAGAAUGUUGUCAAGUGUGUGUCUUGGUUAGACCAAAACGACCCUUCUAAAGGCUUUGUGAGUGUGUCACAUGAUUUGGUAGGGAUCAUUUGGUCCUGGGAACCGGGAACAGUUGAUGUGGUGCCAAAGGUGGCACUAAGGGGACAUGAAAGGGGAAUAGACAGCGUCGGAGUUAGUCCGAAUGCCGCCAAAAUUGCGACGGGUGGUUGGGAUACUAAUUUAAAAAUCUGGCAAGCUUCCCUUGAGGACGAGACUGGAGAACCUGCACACAAAAAAUCCAAGGGUGGAAGGGACCUUCUUAUAAGGACACCAUUGAACACACUAAAAGGACAUAAGGAAGCUAUUUCUUCUAUUAAUUGGGUGGACAAUUAUGUUGUUUCUACUGCUUCAAUGGACCACACAAUCAAACUUUGGGAUGUUGAGUUGUGUGGCAUCAAAAACGAAAUAAUUGGUCAAAAAGCCUAUUUAAGCGCCUCUUGGUCACCUCUAACAAACAUGUUACUUGCAAGUUCAGCAGACAGACACAUAAGACUUUAUGACCCACGAUCCACAGAAGGUUCUCUUUGCAAAACCACUUUUACAUCUCACAGUUUGUGGGUCAGUAGUGUCGCCUGGUCCAAGUAUGACGAACAUUUAUUUAUGUCUGGUGGAUAUGAUUCAGAUGUUAAAUUAUGGGAUACUAGAAGUCCUAAAGCACCUUUGUAUAAUUUACAAGGGCAUGAAGGCCAGGUUUUAUCUGUUGAUUGGUCAAAUAAUAAAUAUUUGAUUUCUGGAGGAUGUGAUAACAGUGUACACGUUUUUAAAAAUAAACACAUGCAAUAAAAACA